Molecule: messenger RNA, 1888 nt
Organism: Jaculus jaculus (lesser Egyptian jerboa)
Lineage: Eukaryota; Metazoa; Chordata; Mammalia; Rodentia; Dipodidae
Gene: Vsig1
Product: V-set and immunoglobulin domain containing 1
Exons: 8
Coding region: 1-1239 (412 amino acids)
Biological process (GO): maintenance of gastrointestinal epithelium; epithelial cell morphogenesis
Cellular component (GO): plasma membrane
Source: RefSeq, a predicted model, not a curated record
AUGAUGGUGUUCGCUUUUUGGAAGGUUUUUCUAAUCCUAAAUUGCCUUGCAGGUCAGGUUAGUGUGGUGCAAGUGACCAUCCCAGACAGUUUCGUGAAUGUGACUGUUGGAGCUGAUGUCACUCUGCUAUGCCUCUACACCACCACUGUGUCAUCUCUGGACAAACUUUCCAUCCAGUGGUCUUUCUUCAAUAAGGAGGUGGACCCGAUUUCUCAUGGCCCGUGCCUCAAUACUGAGGGUAUGGAGGAAAAGACAGUCAGUCAGUGCCUAAAAAUGGCACAUGCAAGAGACGCUCGGGGAAGAUGUAGCUGGAUCUCGCAGAUCUACUAUUCUGAAGGUGGACAAGCUUUAGCCAUUGGGCAAUUCAAGAAUCGAAUUGUAGGGUCUACCAAUCCAGGUAAUGCAUCUAUCACUAUCUCGCAUAUGCAGCCAUCAGACAGUGGAAUUUACAUCUGUGAUGUGAACAACCCUCCCGAUUUUGUUGGCAAAAACCAAGGCAUCCUCAGCGUCACUGUGUUAGUCAAACCUUCCAAGCCCCUUUGUAGGAUCCAAGGAAGCCCAGAAGCAGGUCAUCCUAUUUCCCUGUCUUGCCACUCUGCAUUUGGAACACCAUCACCUGCUUACUACUGGUACAGAAUUGAGGGAAGCAACAUUGUGCCAGUGAAAGAAAGUUUCAACUCAGCCACUGGGAUUUUGGUUAUUGGAAAUCUGACAAAUUUUGAACAAGGUUAUUACCAGUGUACAGCUAUCAACAGCCUUGGGAAUAGUUCCUGUGAAAUUGACCUAACCUAUUCACAUCCAGAAGUUGGGGUCAUCAUUGGUGCCUUGAUUGGUACUCUAAUAGGUGCUGCUAUCAUCGUCUUUGUGGUCUGCUUUGCAAGGAAAAAAGCUAAGGCAAAGCAAAAGAAGAGUGAUUCUAACCCCAGCACAGAACUUGAACCAAUGACAAAACUGAACCAAACCCGAGAGACUGAAGCAAUUCCAACUGAAGAUAUUAUCCAGCUAGAAUCAACUCUACCACCAUCUAUUCAUAACACCAAUCCUAGUGCCAUCUUGGAGCCAGAAUAUGAGGCUAACCCCCGGCUACAGUCUGCCACACAGUCUGCCCCAGGACCUGAGCCUGAUAUGGAGAUCCAGCUGGAGCCAGAGCCAGAGACUGAUCUUGAGCAGGAGACAGAGCCAGAGCCCGAGUCUGAGCCUGAAAUUAUAGCUGAGGAACAUGAUGUGGUUAAGGCAUAGACUAGUGCCUUAAGUGUGACAUUCCUCACUAAGGAUCCCAUUACUGGCUUUUGAAAUUUACUUGACUUAGCCAGCCCCCAACUUCUCCCUCCUCCAUUCUGACCAGCUCUCUUCUAGCAAGGUGCUCAUUCUUACCAUUAAUCCAAUAUAUAUAUAUAAGUCAAGAUAAUGUCUAAUCCAAGAAUUCCUGCACUGUUAGUAUAGCAUACUUAAAACUAUACAAGUAUGUAAGCAUAACAAAUGAGAAGCCAAGUGAUCGAUUCCUAACUCAGCUGAAAACGCAUUUGCAGCAGCACCUGCGUCUUACUGCAUAAAUCUUUACUUCAGUACUCUUUGUCAUAGUUCAUAUGAACAUGUGACAAGGUGGCAUUAAUUAGAUUCAAUAUUAUUUCUAGGAUUAGUUGUCAGUCUUCCAUGUCAAUUUUAUAUUUACCACUAAGAAAAUAAUUUGACAGCAUUAACUCAUAGGUUAGAAAAAAAAAAUUCCUCCCCAAAUAAGAAGGUAUGUAUUAAUUGGUAUACAUGUCAUUUGAAACCAAGUCUUACAAUUGUUACUUCAUUUAUCUUGUUUGAUUUCCCAGAGAAUCACCUUGGGAAUAGCACCUUGUAAAUAGCAAUUUUUUACAUAACUCAAUUUUUAAAUGCUAAA